CUCUCACCCACCCUGCGUCUCUGCACAAUUAUAUAUAUCUCUACAUUCUAUACAUCUACAUACUCAUCACUCGCUCUCUCCUCUCCUCUCUCUCUCUCUCUAUCUCUCUCUCUCUCAUUUCAUCACUUGCAAGCAGCGAUGGAGGGAAUUCUUUUGGGUAUGGGAAACCCACUAUUGGACAUCUCUUCUGUCGUCGACCAAGAAUUCUUGGACAAAUAUGACAUCACGUUGAAUAAUGCAAUUCUUGCAGAGGAAAAGCACAUGCCUAUGUAUGAUGAAAUGUCAUCCAAAUACAAUGCGGAGUACAUUGCUGGAGGUGCUACUCAAAAUUCAAUCAGAGUGGCUCAGUGGAUGCUUCAAACUCCUAGUGCAACCAGUUACAUGGGUUGCAUUGGAAAGGACAAGUUUGGUGAGGAGAUGAAGAAAAAUAUAAAACUUGCCGGUGUUAAUGUUCACUAUUGUGAGGAUGAGUCUGCACCAACUGGUACCUGUGCUGUUUGUGUGGCGGGAGGCGAAAGAUCACUUGUUGCCAACUUAUCUGCUGCAAAUUGCUACAAAACUGAACAUUUGAAGAGACCAGAAAAUUGGGCAUUGGUUGAGAAGGCCAAGUACUACUAUAUAGCAGGCUUUUUUCUCACAGUUUCCACAGAGUCCAUUCAACUUGUUGCUGAACAUGCAGCUGCAAACAACAAGGUCUUCAUGAUGAAUCUUUCUGCUCCCUUUAUCUGUGAGUUCUUCAAGGAUGCACAAGUUAAGGCUUUGCCGUAUAUGGACUUUGUUUUUGGAAAUGAGACAGAGGCAAGAACCUUUUCAAAAGUUCAUGGCUGGGAGACAGAGAAUGUCGAGGAGAUAGCUUUGAAAAUUUCCCAAUGGCCAAAGGCAUCUGGAACACACAAGAGGAUUACUGUGAUUACUCAAGGUGCAGAUCCAGUCGUUGUUGCUGACGAUGGGAAGAUCAAACUGUUCCCUGUGAUAUUGUUACCUAAAGAGAAACUCGUUGAUACCAACGGAGCAGGUGAUGCGUUUGUUGGAGGAUUUCUUUCUCAGUUGGUUCAGGAGAAACCCAUUGAAGACUGUGUGAGAGCUGGUUGUUAUGCAGCCAAUGUCAUCAUUCAAAGGUCUGGCUGCACAUACCCAGAGAAGCCCGAUUUUCACUGAGCUAGUCUGUCUUCCCAUGAUUUCAAUGCUAUGUUGUUUUCCAAUUUUGAUUAUUGAGAAAGCCAUUGCUGGUAUUUUUAUCUUUGUAUUUUCGUUGGUUCCUUGCUCAAGUCAUUAUUGCUACGAAGAAACUCCCCUCAGAACUCAGUUAUUUGGCGAGGGAAUUUGAUUCGUCAGGCGCCUGUUUCUUAUAUUAUGCUGGAUUAUGUAUUUAAUAAUGUUACUUAAAUAUUAGUAGUUCCGCUGCCACUUUGGAUAAA
Molecule: messenger RNA, 1418 nt
Organism: Camellia sinensis
Lineage: Eukaryota; Viridiplantae; Streptophyta; Magnoliopsida; Ericales; Theaceae
Product: adenosine kinase 2
Biological process (GO): purine nucleobase metabolic process; purine ribonucleoside salvage
Cellular component (GO): nucleus; cytosol
Molecular function (GO): adenosine kinase activity
Source: RefSeq, a predicted model, not a curated record